Messenger RNA from Penicillium macrosclerotiorum, 1293 nucleotides. Its product is annotated as PP2C family serine/threonine-protein phosphatase. NCBI's taxonomy places the organism in Eukaryota, Fungi, Ascomycota, Eurotiomycetes, Eurotiales, Aspergillaceae. The coding region runs from base 1 to 1293 and encodes 430 amino acids. The record is from RefSeq and is a predicted model, not a curated record. The transcript has 2 exons.
AUGAUAACCACGAUAGGGGUUCCACUCUCGCUCGCUUCAUCAUUAUCGUCACGACGGAUCGCAGGAGCCGUAGCGGCAGCGGCAGCUUUAAGAAGCAUCGCUACGACCACCCAGGCCCAGGGUCGGCCCCGACUGGCCCGACUGGCCCGCUGGCGACCGACCAGCUCGGCUGAACGGCGAUUCCACUCGGCAGUGUGGCCCUCGUAUGGGAUCACCACGCCCGUUCCCGAUCGCCAGCUGCUCGGCCUCACGCGAUCGCCUUUUCGAUUUGAGACCGGCUACGCUUUAUGUGCCAAACGACCUCCACGCCCGUUCCCUCCUCCCUUUCUCUCCCCACCCUCCUCGUCCUUUUCCGAUCCAUUGACUACCCAUUCAUCGAGUCAGGAUAAGAGAUUAUCCGUCCAGGGCGAACUGGUUCGUGGCUUGAAUAACGGCGACGACGCCAUCAUCGCCGCAGAGAACUUUAUCGGCGUCGACGAUGGGGUCGGCGCCUGGGCGACCCGGCCUCAUGGCCAUGCCGCGCUGUGGUCCCGGCUCCUGCUACACUUCUGGGCCCUCGAGAUCGAGCGCCGAGUCACCGUGAACGCGACCUGCCUCGACCCGGUCGAAUAUCUCCAGUCCGCAUACGAAGAAACCAUUCGCGCCACCACCUCCCCGACUCAGUGGCUCGGUACGACGACGUCAGCCACCGCCUUGCUACACUGGACACGCGAGCCGGAUGGCUCCCAGAAGCCCCUGCUAUAUGUCACCAACCUAGGGGACUGCAAGAUCCUAGUCAUUCGCCCCAAGGAAGGCAAGGUUCUCUUCCGCACAGCAGAACAAUGGCACUGGUUUGACUGCCCCAUGCAACUGGGCACCAACAGCGUCGACACCCCCCGCAAGAAUGCGGUGCUCUCCAAGAUCGCCCUGGAGGAAGAUGACAUCGUGCUAGCGGUGUCGGACGGCGUCAUGGAUAAUCUGUGGGAACACGAAGUAUUGAAAGUCAUCCUGGACAGCCUGCAGAAAUGGGACCAGGGGCAAGCGGAAGGCGUGUCCCCGCCGCCAGAUCUCUCCAAUGAGCGGAUGGUCUAUGCGGCUAGAGAGCUCCUCAACGCCGCUCUCAACAUUGCGCAGGAUCCAUUUGCAGAGAGCCCCUACAUGGAGAAAGCAGUUGAUGAAGGCCUUGCCAUUGAAGGAGGUAAGUCGGCCAUCUCGAAAAUGAUCGUCUGUCGAACUAAGUUUUCUAAUUCGCGAAUAGGCAAAAUGGACGAUAUAUCCGUUGUGGUUGCAUCAUGCAAGAAACGUGUUGGGUGA